Prunus armeniaca (apricot) is the source of this 291-nucleotide messenger RNA. Lineage: Eukaryota; Viridiplantae; Streptophyta; Magnoliopsida; Rosales; Rosaceae. The record is from the annotation of a GenBank genome assembly.
AUGAUGACUUGCAUCAUCCUUCAUAAUAUGAUUGUGGAGGAUGAGUAUGAUUACGAUACUGCAGAGGUCUACGAACUGGAUCCCAUGAAUACGGCCUUGACACAAAUUUUUGAAAGGCCCAUGGGGCCAAGUGGAGAACCAUUGGUGCAUGAACCGUUGGUUAGGGACGACAGUUUCAUGACCCGUGUAAUUGAUCGAUAUACGGAGAUGCAAUCGUCUUAUAUUCAUGAACGACGUCAAGUUGACUUGAUGGAGCAUUUAUGGGCGGUGAAAGGCAAUGACGGUGAAUGA